AUGAAUAAUAUUAAUAAUAUAAAAAAUAAAGAGCUAAUUACAAGCAAGGAUAUAGGGACGGAUUUUUCGUAUAAACACGAAAUUGUCUGGAAGAAUGUGGUUCUUUUUGCUUUUUUGCACUGUAUGGGGAUUUGGGGAAUCAAAAUAUUAGUGACUGGUGGAGUUAGUUGGAAAACAUUUGCAUGGGCUACAGUUUUAAUGAUCUGUCUCGGACAAGGUAUAACAUCUGGGGCUCACAGGCUGUUUGCCCAUAGAAGUUAUAAAGCAAGAACACCACUAAAACUUUAUCUCACACUUAUGCAAACAGGUUCUGGACAGAAUUCUAUAUACAUUUGGGUGCGUGAUCACCGUCUUCACCAUAGAUAUUCUGACACGGACGCAGAUCCUCAUAACUCGAAUAGGGGUUUCUUCUUCUCUCAUAUCGGAUGGCUCAUGACAAAAAAACAUCCGUACGUUAAGGAAUUCGGUAAAAAUAUCGACAUGAGCGAUCUUAAAGCUGACUCAAUGGUCAUGUUCCAGAAAAAGUAUUAUUGGUAUUUAUAUGGUUUAAUAGCGUUCUUUAUACCAGUUAUAGUACCAUGGUACAUGGGAGAGACGUUCAAAAAUUCCUUAUUGGUUUGCUAUUUUGCUCGCUACAUUCUUCAGUUGAAUGGAACAUGGCUUGUCAACAGCGCAGCACAUUUGUAUGGCACACGGCCGUAUGACAAAAAUAUUCAGCCUGUGGAGUCGUGGUUCGUGUCGCUUUUAGCAUUCGGUGAGGGCUGGCACAACUACCAUCAUACCUUCCCCUGGGAUUACAAAGCUGCUGAACUGACACAGUUCCUCAACCUUUCAGCGAGAUUUAUUGAGAUAUGGGAGAAAUGGGGCUUAGCUUACGACCUGAAGUCAGCAUCACCUGAAAUGGUGGCAAAGCGUAUACUUAAGGUUGGUGAUGGUACUCACUACUACCUAGGUAAUGAUGAAGAUAAGUUAGGUGUCACUGCAAUAGGACCUCUACAUCCUCUAAAUCCAACUUACAAUGUUACGUAUCCAGCACCAAAUACCAUACUGUCUGAAGCAGGACUAAUUUUCAAUCAAUAA
This is a messenger RNA of Pieris macdunnoughi, 1080 nucleotides long. NCBI's taxonomy places the organism in Eukaryota, Metazoa, Arthropoda, Insecta, Lepidoptera, Pieridae. The record is from the annotation of a GenBank genome assembly.